Molecule: messenger RNA, 390 nt
Organism: Strongylus vulgaris
Lineage: Eukaryota; Metazoa; Nematoda; Chromadorea; Rhabditida; Strongylidae
Source: the annotation of a GenBank genome assembly
AUAAACGGCAUUUCUCUUGUUGGACUUCCUCUGUCGGCUGCUCAGGCAAAUAUCAAAAAUGUGAAAACUGCUACUGCUGUUCGACUCACUGUGGUCUCUACACCUCCAGUUGUAGAGGUAAGGAUACGGCGGCCUGACACUAAAUAUCAGCUAGGAUUUUCGGUUCAAAAUGGAGUAAUCUGCUCGCUACUACGAGGUGGGAUUGCUGAGCGAGGAGGAAUUCGCGUCGGUCACCGAAUUAUUGAAAUCAACAACCAAUCGGUAGUAGCAGUGGCACACGAUAAAAUAGUGAACAUGCUAGCAACAGCUAUAGGAGAAAUCCACAUGAAGACUAUGCCGACGAGCAUGUUCCGAUUGCUUACUGGUCAGGACACCCCACAGUACAUCUAA